AUGUGUGACUCUGUGUAUCGUAAGAUCACAGAGGCUUAUGAACAUUUUGACCUUAACACAGAAAAGACAAUCAUUAAGGGGUUUAAACUGUGUUUCAUAGAUUUGGUAAAAAACCAAAUAAACAGGCUAAGAAAUGAAAGAAGUGAUUGGAGAUCUGGAUUAGAUGAGUGUGCCCAAAGAAGAAUUCUGUGUAAUGAAAAUUCGGCUGCAAUGACAGAUGAAUUACAAGGCGUUGGAGAUAAUUACGGAGGAGGAACUAACUAUUUUACAGAAAUGAUUGGGUUCUCAUGGGCAAAUACAACUAUUUUGAUACUUUUUACAAUUGGUGGAAUUAUUUUAGCAGGAACUUGUUACAGUCCAUCUUUAUGUGAUUGUUUACCAAGCUUUUUCGUCUCCAGUGCUAGUAACAGAAAUGUGCCUUUUUAA
Molecule: messenger RNA, 426 nt
Organism: Nezara viridula (southern green stink bug)
Lineage: Eukaryota; Metazoa; Arthropoda; Insecta; Hemiptera; Pentatomidae
Source: the annotation of a GenBank genome assembly